Microthlaspi erraticum is the source of this 513-nucleotide messenger RNA. The record is from the annotation of a GenBank genome assembly. NCBI's taxonomy places the organism in Eukaryota, Viridiplantae, Streptophyta, Magnoliopsida, Brassicales, Brassicaceae.
AUGAAUCCCAACGGCAACAACAACAACGGCCACGGCGGCCCCCAAAUUCCCGUAGACCUCGACAGUAAAGACCAUAUUUUCUCGCUGGUUCGACAGGGACGUCAGUUAAUUCCGCAAGAGGUUCGAACUCUCAUCACUCGGCGUUAUCUACGAGUCACCCCUGCCGUACCUUCCUGUCCUCCACCUCCUGCAAUAUUUUUGCUUCCAUCUGAUCAAGCUGAGAAUAUACUUCAUGGUGUUGGCGAUGGCUAUACGUGGUAUAUGACUUCAAGAGUCGAAGCAUUCAAGAUUGGUGAUGAGACAGAGACAGCCCUUGUGACAAGGUUUUCCCUACAUAGAGUCAGCCGUGAGAGGGACAUUUGUCGAAGGAUGUAUAUUCUUCUUGAUCGACCGAGUUUGGUUCUCGUUCACUAUACUAGUCACAUUCUCGGCAGGAAAGAAGAGGUCAAACCCAAAAUAGACCAAGCUUAUAGUCUCGGCAGGGAAGAGGUCGCUAAAACCAAAAUAGACUAA